AUGGUGGCAAGACUCAAGCAUACCAGGAAACUCAGAGGACAUGUAAGCAUGGGCCAUGGUCGUAUCGGAAAGCACAGAAAACAUCCUUGUGGUCGUGGUAAUGCCGGUGGUUUACAUCACCUCAGAAUCUUAUUUGACAAGUUCCAUCCAGGAUACUUCGGAAAAGUUGGUAUGAGACGCUUCCACUUAAAGAAAAACACAGAGUUCUGCCCUUGCGUGAAUCUUGACACCCUUAAUACACUGUUAACAGAAGAACAAAAGGCAUCAUCAGAUAUCCCUCUUAUUGAUGCAGGAGCUCAUGGAUUUUUCAAAGUUCUUGGCAGAGGUGUUCUUUCAAGGCCAGUCAAUGUCAAGGCAAGACUAUUUUCUGCUAAAGCUGAAGAAAGAAUUAAGAAAGUAGGAGGAUCAGUUAUUCUUUCAGCAUAA
Messenger RNA from Blepharisma stoltei, 426 nucleotides. NCBI's taxonomy places the organism in Eukaryota, Ciliophora, Heterotrichea, Heterotrichida, Blepharismidae. The record is from the annotation of a GenBank genome assembly.